AUGGCGGCGAGGGCUUCAGCAUUCGUUCUGCUCUCCGAUCGCUGUAUCUCCUUCCAAAUUCGAAGAAAUGGAUGCCAACGAGGAAGCCAUGGCUGCUCACAAGCGUUCCUUCUUGGAUUUCAUCGAUCAAGAUGUGGGCAGGGGGGUUUACAUGAAGGCUAUCAGAGACAUGAUCCAGAACAAGAAGCAUCGCCUCAUCAUCGCCAUGGACGAUCUUCGCAACUUCAGCCUGGAUCUUGCUCGGAGGUUGAUUCGCAACCCCAGCGAGUACAUGCAGCCCCUUUCCGAUGCGGUGACCGAGGCCACGCGUGGUGUGGAUCCUAAGUACCUGAAAGAAGGGGAACAUGUGCUCGUGGGCUUCACCGGGCCUUUUGGCUUUCACAAGGUUACACCUCGGGACCUCAUGUCCUCCUUCAUUGGAUCCAUGGUCCGUGUUGAAGGCAUUGUCACCAAAUGUUCACUUGUGAGGCCCAAGGUCGUUAAAAGUGUUCACUUCUGCCCGUCAACUAAUCAAUUUACUACUCGCGAGUAUAGGGACAUCACAUCAACUAUGGGAUUGCCCACUGGGUCUGUGUACCCAACACGGGAUGAGAAUGGGAACUUGCUGGUCACUGAGUAUGGACUAUGUGAAUACAAGGAUCAUCAAACACUAUCCAUGCAGGAAGUUCCUGAGAACUCUGCUCCUGGCCAACUUCCAAGAACUGUGGAUGUCAUUAUAGAAGAUGACUUGGUAGAUUCUUGUAAACCUGGGGACCGUGUAGCAAUUGUAGGAAUAUAUAAAGCUCUUCCUGGGAAAAGCAAGGGCAGUUUAAAUGGGGUUUUCAGAACGGUUCUUAUAGCCAACAAUGUUUCUUUAUUGAACAAGGAGGCAAAUGCACCAAUAUAUUCUCUGGAGGACUUGAAGAGAAUGAAGGAAAUAGCAAAGAGGAAUGACACAUUUGAUUUACUUGGAAAUUCACUUGCACCAUCAAUCUAUGGUCAUUUAUGGAUAAAAAAAGCAGUAAUUUUGUUGAUGCUCGGUGGUGUGGAAAAAAAUUUAAAGAAUGGAACACAUCUACGAGGUGAUAUAAACAUGAUGAUGGUGGGCGAUCCUUCAGUUGCAAAGUCACAACUCUUGAGAGCGGUCAUGAACAUUGCCCCGUUAGCUAUUUCAACUACAGGUCGGGGUUCAUCUGGUGUUGGGUUGACAGCUGCUGUCACUUCAGAUCAGGAAACUGGGGAGAGGAGGCUUGAAGCUGGCGCAAUGGUUCUUGCAGACCGAGGUGUAGUUUGCAUUGAUGAGUUUGAUAAAAUGAAUGAUCAAGAUCGUGUUGCCAUACAUGAAGUUAUGGAGCAACAGACAGUAACGAUUGCCAAGGCUGGAAUACAUGCAUCAUUAAAUGCUCGAUGCAGCGUAGUUGCGGCUGCAAAUCCCAUAUAUGGAACUUAUGACAGAUCAUUGACCCCGACGAAGAAUAUUGGAUUGCCAGAUUCAUUACUUUCUCGGUUUGACUUGCUCUUUAUAGUCCUUGAUCAAAUGGACCCUGAAAUUGACCGACAGAUUUCAGAGCAUGUUUCUCGGAUGCAUAGAUAUUGUGCAGAUGAUGGAGGAAUGGGGGCCUUCAGUAAAGGUUCAAGGUUUGCUGAGGAAGAUGAUAAUGAGAUUAAUGCACCCAUUUUUGUCAAAUAUGAUCGCGUGCUUCAUGGGCAGGAGAGGAAACGAGGAAGAAAAGGAAAAAAUGAGAGACUAACCAUCAAGUUCCUUAAGAAGUACAUCCAUUAUGCCAAAAACAGGAUCCAGCCAAAGCUGACUGAUGAGGCGUCUGAUCAUAUUGCAACUGCUUAUGCGGAACUAAGAGAUGCUAGUUCAAAUGCAAAGUCUGGAGGAGGAACACUCCCAAUCACUGCUAGAACCUUGGAGACCAUUAUUCGUCUCUCAACAGCUCAUGCCAAAAUGAAACUAAGAAAUGAGGUUUUGAAGGUCGAUGUUGAAGCUGCACUGCAAGUUCUAAAUUUUGCUAUUUACCAUAAAGAGCUGACUGAUAUGGAAGAACGAGAACAGAGGGAGAGAGAGUUAGAUUUGAAAAAUCGAGCUGAUCAGGAUGCUGGCAAUGAUGGUGGCAAUGUUGAAGGUGGUGGCAAUGCCACAGUAGAUGCGAUGGAUGUAGAUGAAGAUCAUGCUGGUGAUGAUAUUAGUCCAGAAAGAUUACAAACAUUUGAGACAAUCCUAGGUCAGCAUGUGGUCUCCAACCAUCUGGACCAAAUAUCUAUUGCAGAUAUUGAGCAUAUUGUCAACCAGAGAGCAGAUGAACACUUCACAAAGCGCCAAAUAUCGUCAAUGUUGGAGAGAAUGCAAGAAUCCAACAGAAUAAUGAUCAGAGAUGGAAUCGUUCGAAUUAUUUAACAAACCAAAAACAUCACUGAAUUCAAGAAUGUUUGGAACUCGGGUAUUUUGGUUGUACUUUUAUUUGUUUUCCAGCAUUAUAGUUAGAUCAUCUACUGUUGUUUUCUCCUUAAGUUUUCUAGGCCAAACUUGCUAAGAUGACUAUAUAUAUAUAUAUAUAUAGCAUAGAUCUUGAAAUUGCACUUGUUCAUGCUGAUGGUAUUAUAUAACAGAGGUCGCUAAAUUGAUAAUGAUUUUUGUC
This is a messenger RNA of Dioscorea cayenensis subsp. rotundata (Guinea yam), 2624 nucleotides long. RefSeq names its product DNA replication licensing factor MCM3 homolog 2. The record is from RefSeq and is a predicted model, not a curated record. Bases 68 to 2383 code for a protein of 771 amino acids. The transcript is spliced from 16 exons. Gene Ontology annotation, molecular function: single-stranded DNA helicase activity; single-stranded DNA binding; ATP hydrolysis activity. NCBI's taxonomy places the organism in Eukaryota, Viridiplantae, Streptophyta, Magnoliopsida, Dioscoreales, Dioscoreaceae. Gene Ontology annotation, biological process: DNA replication; mitotic DNA replication initiation; double-strand break repair via break-induced replication. Gene Ontology annotation, cellular component: nucleus; MCM complex.